This is a messenger RNA of Desarmillaria tabescens, 2205 nucleotides long. RefSeq names its product copper amine oxidase. Gene Ontology annotation, molecular function: copper ion binding; quinone binding; primary methylamine oxidase activity. The record is from RefSeq and is a predicted model, not a curated record. Gene Ontology annotation, biological process: amine metabolic process. NCBI's taxonomy places the organism in Eukaryota, Fungi, Basidiomycota, Agaricomycetes, Agaricales, Physalacriaceae. The coding region runs from base 1 to 2205 and encodes 734 amino acids. The transcript has 13 exons.
AUGGCUUCGACUGUAAUCCCCAGUACUGCAACCGAAAUUCAGACUUCUCCUCAUGUCCUUCCGCCAGAGUUCAAGCAUCCUUUGGACCCGUUGACCCCUGACGAAAUCACAGCCGUCACCUUUACUGUUCGCAGUCAUGUCGCCACCAAGACUGAAAUCAAGGCAAUCAAGUUCAUAACCUGCAGCCUCCUUCCGGCGCCUAAGAAGGCGGUCCUUGCUUAUCUCGGCAUUCCGCUGACUCCGGGAGGAAAACCAGAAGCCCCCACCCCCAUCGUUAGGAAGGCAGAAGUCGAUUUCCUCGACGUUGUUAACGGACAUUCGUACAAUGUGCUCCUCGCUCUCGGCGACGGGAAAUGGAGUAUUCAGGCCUUUGAACGUCUUCCGGAAGGCGUACAGCCCCAGAUAUCGGUUGAAGAACUCGUCGACUGCGAGAAAGUCGUGAAGAAUGAUCCUAGAGUCCAGCAAUUGGCCAAGGAAGUUGGUGUUCUCCCCGAGCAAAUCUUCUGUGACGGCUGGGCCAUUGGUUAUGAUGACCGUUUCCCUCACACUCGUCGUGUCCAGCAGGCUUUUGUGUUUGCAAGAUAUUCGGAGCAUGAGAACCUGUAUGCUCAUCCAUUGGACUUCAUUCCCGUCAUUGAUUCAAAUACUGACAAAGUAAUCCAUAUUGAUUUUCCUUAUCAAUACAAGCCCGCCGACGAAGGUGGCGCUCUCAGUGCUCCAAGUACCAAAUUCCCGGAGCUCUCCGAAGACUCCUUUACGGUAGCAAACCGACCUCGUAUCCCUCCUCCCAAGAAGUCCUUUGAUUUCCUCCCUGACCUCAUGAAGAAGAACGAAGGGGGUUACAAGCCCAGAGAUGACAUCAAGCCCCUGCAUAUCGUGCAACCCGAGGGCGUCAGUUUCAAGAUGAACGGACACGAGUUGGAAUGGCAAAAUUGGAAGAUGCAUAUUUCAUUUACUCACCGUGAGGGUAUUGCUCUUUCGACUAUCACAUACAAUGAUAACGGCGAAAUAAGGCCCAUCUUGUAUCGUUUAUCGUUGGCUGAGAUGGUUGUACCUUACGGUGCCCCGGAAUACCCUCAUCCUAGAAAAUUUGCUUUUGAUUCAGGUGAGUAUGGGAUGGGAACGAUGGCGAAUGAACUAUCAUUAGGAUGUGAUUGUGUCGGUCAGAUUCACUAUCUGCCCGGUUCGUAUGUCGCACACGAUGGGAGUGCUGUCACAGUAAAGAACGUCAUUUGCAUCCACGAGGAGGAUAGCGGUGUGCUAUGGAAGCACACCGACUACCGCCCCGGAGGCCGCGGGCAAACCGUCCGCCGCCGCCGUUUAGUCGUCAGCAUGGUCUGCACGCUCGCUAACUACGAGUACAUCUGGAAUUACCAGUUCUACCAAGACGGUACCAUCGAACUCGAAGCUCGCCUAACAGGUAUUCUCCAGGUCUACGUCGCCCAAGACGGCGAGAAGAGCAAAUACGGAACCCUCGUCGCGCCAAACGUCAACGCCCAGUACCACCAGCACCUCUUCUCCAUCCGUGUCGACCCCAUGAUCGACGGUAUCAACAACACCGUCAUUGAAUCCGACGUCCUCCCCAUCCCCGACGCAGGGACCGGCUCCACGGAGAACUUUGCCGGGAACGGGUUCCUCACACAGGAAACCGUGUUGAAUAAAGAGGCUGGGAGGCCGUAUGAUUGGGAGAAGGAGCGGAGGUGGAGGAUCGUCAAUACCGCGAGGAAGCAUUAUAGUAGUGGGAAAGACGUCGGGUACGUUGUCGCCAUGAAGGGCGGGAUCACGCCCAUGUUCGCGAGGAAGGACGGGUGGGCGCUGAAGAGGGCUGCGUUUUGUAAUUAUCCCAUUUGGGUGUGCAAGGACGUUGAAGAUGAGCAGGGUAGUAGGAUGUGGCCUGCGGGUAAGUUCGUACCUCAGACCAGGGACAGUCCGGCAGAUGCGAUCGACUCGUGGGUCAAGGGAGAGAAGAAUAUCGAAAAUGAGGAUAUUUUGGUGUAUCUCACAGUCGGAACGACGCAUAUUCCCCGUCCGGAAGAUUGGCCUGUGAUGCCCGUGGAGCACUUGAGUGUCACGCUAAAACCUCAGUCGUUCUUCACUAUGAAUCCAAGUAUGGACGUCCCUGGUACUCGGGAUCCGAGAAGUGUUGCUGCCUUCUCUCAAGAUUCUUCAAAUACUGAGGGCCAGUCAAAUUGUCAUUGUAACUGA